Molecule: messenger RNA, 291 nt
Organism: Sporothrix brasiliensis 5110
Lineage: Eukaryota; Fungi; Ascomycota; Sordariomycetes; Ophiostomatales; Ophiostomataceae
Product: mitochondrial ATPase, f0 complex, subunit e
Exons: 3
Coding region: 1-291 (96 amino acids)
Biological process (GO): proton motive force-driven ATP synthesis
Molecular function (GO): proton transmembrane transporter activity
Source: RefSeq, a predicted model, not a curated record
AUGGCGUCCAACGCAGGUGUUAAUGUCCUCCGGUACUCGGCCCUUGGCCUCGGUGUCUUGUACGGCUUCUACCAUCAGCGCACAAUCAACUCCUCAGACAAGGCGGCCGCCGCGAAGCGGGCAUACGAGCACAAGCAGAGCCUGAUCAACCAAGCCAAGGCGGAGUACACCAAGCUCCGCUCCCCGUCACCCGCAGCAUCGGCGACGUCCAGCGGUCUGAACCAAGACCCGAUGGACCCCAAGUUCGACCUCGAGGCCUACUUCGAGGCUCUGAUGAAGGAGAAGCCAUAA